Anneissia japonica is the source of this 9362-nucleotide messenger RNA. Its product is annotated as protein bicaudal C homolog 1-like. The record is from RefSeq and is a predicted model, not a curated record. The transcript has 15 exons. The coding region runs from base 911 to 3577 and encodes 888 amino acids. Gene Ontology annotation, molecular function: protein binding; RNA binding. Gene Ontology annotation, cellular component: cytoplasm. Lineage: Eukaryota; Metazoa; Echinodermata; Crinoidea; Comatulida; Comatulidae.
CAAUGAAAAUCAGGCUUCUUCACUCAUUGUAAACGCAGAGUACCUAUUGGUUGAAGCAUAUUGUCAUCCUGUACAUCCCUUAACCAACAAUGAACUCUCUGUACUUAUGUAAAUCCAGCCAGUUGUCAAGUAGGGCCUACAUAAAGCGGAAUCUACCACUAUUGCAGUGCUUGCAAGUUUGGGGAAGUGUUUUGAUCUGAUUUUCCAAGCAGUUGUGCGAUGACUAGCAUGUGGAAGUGUUGUAUGCUUAUACUGGACAAUUCAACUCGCGUUAUAAUGAUUAGUACGAGUACUGCUAGCAUUUGAGUAAUGUCUUCGUUUUUCUCAGAGAGACUUCAUGGACUCGCAUGCUAAGUUAUUUUCCAUAUACUAUUUUUUAUAUCUUUUUAUUUUCCUUCUUCAAGUUAUUGAAUGAGUUGAUGGUAUUGGUAUGCAUUUAAGUGCUGAAUGUUUCAAACAGAAUGUCUUUCUCUGAUAAUUGUCAAAAAUUUCAGCAAGUAAAAUGAAAGAUUUAUCUUGAACAAGGCUGUAAUAAGGAGAAUUGCAAAUCACGUCACAGGUCUACGAUAAACGUUGAACUGACUAAACAUUAAAGUACUUUCUACCAUUGGUAUUCCAUUAAUUCAUGACUUGCACGUUGUUGAAUUCAGGAAGAUAUACUUUGUCAAUAUUAAAAGAUAGAGGCUUUGGUCGAGGGUGAUGGUUGAUGUUAAAUAUGAGCACAACAAUAAUGACUAGUUUCAGUGGUACCUUGGAAUGAUAAGCAACACCUCACUUGUCACUUGAUAGAUUGCACAGGAAGAAAUCGGAGUGAAGUGUUGAUCUUAUGUUUGAAAGUAAUCUUGUUUGUUGCGAUAAUUGUUACGCUAUUGCUGUGAACAAACAGAUUGGCUAAAUUUACAGAGAUUUGAUGAUGCCACACUGUUUUUCCAAUAUGGCGUCGUCGUUGGAUUACACGUAUUGGUAUUACAACUAUAUGCCAUGGGAGGCUAUGUAUACUUGUCGGACAUGUGAAAAGCAAGUUGAUGAUGCAUUUAAGGCGACGCAAGAAACUGCUAUUCAACAAGUCGCUGAUACAGUUGAUGAUGUAGAAAUUCCUCAGGGUCAAGAUCCUCAUAUCAAAGUUAGUGGAAAACCAGAAGACGUAGCAGUUGCCAAAGAUAGAAUCAUGUCGAUACUAGAUACCAAGAGUAAUCGAGUCACAUUGAAGAUGGAUGUAUCCUACAUGGAACAUUCACAUGUGAUCGGGAAAGGCGGCAAUAACAUAAAGUCAGUGAUGCGGAACACUGGCUGUCAUAUCCAUUUUCCGGAUUCUAACCGCGGCAGCCAAGCUGAAAAAAGUAACCAGGUCUCAAUAGCAGGACAACCAUCUGGCGUGGAAAUGGCACGCGCCAAAAUUAGGGAAUUAUUGCCAUUAGUGUUAUCAUUUGAAGUGCCAGUAACCAAUGCGAUGCAGCCAAUUCCAGAUAUUAAUUCACCAAAUAUUCAACUCAUAGUUCAGAGGUACAAUGUGGCAGUCAACUUCAAGCGCGUUCGUGGAUACUCGACGACAAUUACCGUACGAGGUGCCAUUGAUAAUAUCGCUGGCAUCAAAGAAGCAACCGUACGGUUUAUGGAACAUCUUACGGGCAAUGCUGGGGUUGUUCUACCAGUCAGUACUCAGAUAGAAAUAGCACCACAGCACCACUUGUUCAUGAUUGGCAGAGGCGGUGUAAACAUUAAACAAAUUAUGCAGGGCACAGGAGCCACUAUACAUUUUCCCGAUCCUAGCUCGUCGCAAAGGAAGAGUACGGUGUUUGUGUCGGGACCUAUAGAUUCAGUCAUUAUUGCAAGACAUCUGUUAAUGGGUUGUUUACCAUUGGUCUUAAUGUUCGAUAUGAAAGAAGAUAUAGAAGUAGAUUCUACAAAGCUUUCACAGCUGAUGGAAACACUAGACGUGUUUAUCAGCAUCAAGCCCAAACCCAAGCAACCAAGCAAGUCUGUUAUUGUGAAAAGCAUUGAAAGAAAUGCUGGUAAUAUGUACAAGACAAGGAUGAUCUUGUUAGGGCAACAGUGUGAGCAGUGUUCAUCAACUGUGCAUGCUCCACCUCUCAAUGCAAAUGGUUCGGUCUCGACACCAUCCAUUGGGCUCAACAACCUCAGUAUUUUGAGUCAGAAUAUGUUGAGUGUUAAUAGUAACAUUAUGACAUUGAAUGGAAUGGCGGGCACACCGGCACUACCAACCAGCUCGACCCAAAUCGGCAUUGUGACACCAAGCAUCAGUACUUCAGCAGGUGUUUGCAGAACUGUUACCCCUAUGAUCGUUCCACAGUCAAUCAACACUGUCCUUAUAAAUCCUGUAUCCUUAGGGAUGGCGGCGACAACACAUCAUACGCCAUCCCCACCCCCGGGGUUGACCAAGCCCGACCCUUUGAUGGUUUCAAAUCAGUUGGCACAAUUAGAGAUGAGAGAGGGGUUAAGGCUGGAAGAACUGGACCUAAAACAACAAUCAAAUAGUUUGAUAAUGAAUCAAAGUCCAAGCAGUGCAUAUAUACGUGUAGCAACAUCCAGCGAUAUCGGUUGCCAUAGCAACACAAGUACCAGCCCAACAGCAAGUCCAAGAGCUAGCCCAACAGUGCAUCUUCUAGCAUCAUCAGCCUCAUCAAAUAUUACCCUAAACGGCCUCCACCAUCAUGGAAACCCUCUGCAUAACAACAACAACAAUAAAGAUCUGAGGCGGACAGACAAAUAUUCUUCCGAAUCGGGUGGCGAGUCUGACAGUUCAGAUAAACGAGCACCAGGAUGCGAGCGCAAAGAAAGAGAACGUCAGAUCCAGAAAGCUGGAGAGAUGGAGAGUCUUUCACCAUUCCUUCUGAAUUAUGAACAGAAAAAAGUAUUGGCAACAAGAGCCAUGAAGAAAAAGCCAGUGGUUUCUGAGGUGAGGACACCAACAGCUACCUGGAGUGGCCUAGGGUUCUCCAAGUCGAUGCCAGAGUCAGCCAUUCGGGAAUUCCAGAAAACAAAUGGAAUAGCGUAUAAAAAUGGCAAGAAGCUGCCAACUACAUAUGAGACUGGGAGAGAAGAGGAUGGAGAUUGUCAUCUUAAUGACAGUGGUAGCAGCAGUGGUAGUGGGAGCAAUAGCAGUAGCAGUAUGUGGCCUCCAGAUCGGUCAUGCAGCCCCAGGCUGAGUGAUGGACAGACAGCUGUCAUACAACCUGGUUACUCUACAUACAGAAAACAUGAUUUCAGUCAAAGCAAUUACUUUGAUGCAACUUCACUUCCUAGGCCUACAAAAGGCUUAUGGUCCAGUACUGCCAAUACCAGCAUGCAACUGGCUAAUCCUGAGAUGGCUGAACUUUUCAGCAAGCUAGGCCUAGCCAAAUACAUUGACAUUUUUCACCAGCAAGAGAUUGACCUGGCCACAUUCAUGACGUUGACAGAUGGUGAUUUGAAAGAACUCGGAAUAUCCACAUUCGGAGCACGAAGGAAGAUGCUGCUUGCAAUAUCAGAAAUUAAGGAUAGUUUGGAGAAGGUAUCUGGAAACAACCAUUUGAGCAGCUCAUCGUCAUUCCUAAAUACGAGGACAGGAAAGUGGUGAAAGCAACCAAAGGAAAUGUGGUGAAUGAACCAUGGAGAGAGUGGAUCACCAUAAGUACUGUAUGUGGUGAGGAAACAAAGUCAAUUGUAGUAUGUUGCAAUCCUCAAAGAAGUUGAAUGAAAAAACCAAAGUUUUGUGGGAGAGAUUAUUUCUGCAUUUUCACGUAAAGGAAAAGCCUUUGCUAUGGUAUGAACGCCAAAGGACUUGUCAGAUAGCUGGCCCAGUUUCAAGACUACACUGGAGGUGAUUGUGGUCAACUUGGAGGAGAAGCAGCUACCAUGUAUAUGAUAUCUAACUGCAGCUUGCCCAUAGUCUCAUGUUGUAUGAUCGCUGUGACGAAGAGUAACUGAAAUUUCAUGGUGAAUGAUCAGUAAUUACCAUGUACGUGAUCGUCUGAUCAUAAGCGUAAAGUACAAACAUUAAUCGGACCAGCUGGAAGCUUUUGUCUAAACGCAAGUGUAAAUGGUACUUAACAAAAAAACGAAUGGCUGCAUAAUAAGUGUGUGGUUAACUAGAAAAAUCAUUUUAGGCAUGUGUACAGCCAAAGGAGAAUUGAAAUAGACUGAAAAACAUGUUUAUUUUGAAAAGAAAAUUUUAGUUUUUAAGAGAUGUUUGUUGAAAAGAAAAUAGAAAGUAUGUUAUGUAUAAAGGAGUGUCGUUAGCUUACAAGAAUAGUUGAAAGCAUUGAGAGAUUUCUGUAUGAUGGGUAUUUUUUUGAACCAGAAAGUGCGAUUUUUAUAUUUUUUUUUGAGAUUGUCCAUAUUUCUGUCCACAAACUAUUUUUCUACUCCUUUUUAUAAAUUUAGAAAAGAUUGAUUUUUAAUAUAGUGUAAAGAUUGUGUUCUACUGUACCAUGUGUUUACUUGAGUGUAGUUUUAAAUGAUGUUAAUAUACUACUCAAAAAAGCACAUCGGAGCGAAGUUCUAUAAAUUACAUUUAUAACUGGAACACCUUCAUUGAACGUCAGCAAUAAAAUGAGAAAUUUUCAUUUUAACUUAAACUUACAUUUGUUGGUUUUUAUAUAUCACAUAAUUCUUUAUUUUUUUUAGUACAGAUGUGAAUGCUUCACCGUUAACAUACUGCAGUUCCUUCGGUAUAAUCUCUCCCAAAUUGUUUGCCCAACCAAUGAGUAUAGAAAGGCAAAAUAACAGUCCAGUUUGAAAAUUCUCCCUAGUUAUGCCGUGAAAGUCACAAUGGAAGUGCCUCUGCGUAAGAUAUCAACAGCGUUUUUUCUAAAAAUAGAAAUAUUGACGUAAUUAUUACCCGCUAUAAAGGAAUUGCCUGCUAUAAAGGAAUUGUAUUUUGUGGAAAACAGAUGAACUAACCAUGCUGGGUACCACUGGGUAACUGAUAAAGAUAACCAGAAGUAGAGGACAUCCUCAUUCAUUUCAGAGUUGAAAAUUCUACAUUCUGAAUGUAAAUAUGAGAUAUAUGUAGUGUUGGUUUAAGCAAGUGAUUGUCUCUGAGGCCUGGGCUAGACAUGUCGAGCCUAGCUAUAAAGGUCUGCCAGUUCAGUUGCUUUUUUUUCUGGUUCUCUAGCCCAUUCUAAUCUCUACAGAUGUUUAUGUUCAAAGGGUGUAAGCUUACUAUACCAAGGAACUACAGUAGUUAACUUAAGUAUGUGAUCGUUUAUUACCGACUAAGUUGUUACUCAAAGUGUUUUUCGAAGUGAUAAUUAUGUUGGUGAUAAAAUCAGGUGAAGUUACAACUAGAUACAGUAGUACAAAGCUGCAAUUAAAAUGCUGCAAUGAAUGGAAUAAUGAGAUUGCCAGUGAGCAAUGACAAUAAUUCUGCUGAAUUUAAUUGAAUUAAAUUGAUAAAAAUUGAAUUGAUUCAGUGAUUAAUUGAAUUAUCACAACACCUUGUAAAAAUUGUGCCUUGAGAGAAAUAGUAAUAACCUCUAAAUAUAGACUUUGUAUAAUUAUAUUCCUCUCCGUUUAUCAUAUUUUGUAGUUUAGAUGUAUAUUUUAAUUUAACUACUGUAUUUAAGACUCUAACCAGUUGCUGUCUUGGGGGUCUGCUGGUAGAUUUUUUGUAAAGUCAAGAGGUCAUUCCAGUGACCUUGUUGACAAAUCUCAAGUCCAAUGUGCAUUUGAGAAAUUAUUGUAUCACCCUCAAUAAAUCUAUUAUUUAGGAGCAUUUUGCACAUACGUUAUUAUUUAAUUUUUUUUUCUGAUUAAAUUAACUUAUGCAUUUUAUUUCCAAUAUAUCACUGGGUGCUCUUAUACUGUGCCAAAUUUUGUACUUUUACCUCAAUUUUGUUGGCAUGCUAAAAUCAUAGAUGACAAGAUUGAACAACACAGGGCAGGAUUAUUGGAGUGCUCAUGAUCAAUUUCAUUUCUAUGAAAGAAAUAAUUAUUUACACGUUCUAAUUUUUCAUUUAGGUUGGACAAAUUGUGUUUGAGGCAUUGUUGACAAGAUUACAUUUCCAAAUAUGGUAGGAAAUGGAUACCAUAGACAAAAUUAUGUUCAAAACAUUAUUUGACCUGAUUUUCAACAUUGAUUUAAUUUUCAUACUAAUGGAAUGGUAGUUUUGUUAAAUUUAUUACCAUACUGCAAAUUUAGGCCAGGGUUUAUUAAAAAAUACCUCAAAGCAGCCUAUAAUGGCUAAACCUCAUGUACAACUUUAUAUUUUAUAGAACCAAAACUAAUCCAUUGUUAUUGCAUGCGGAUGCUAAAUUUGCAUAUUGCUCCUCUGUAAUCAUGAAUAAUUUUUGUAGGCCAGUGAGCAUGAAUAAGGGAUCGUUCAACUUUAUCAGCAUUUUCACAAGUGUACAAACAAUACUCCUAGGGGGAGGGAGUGGACAAAUUUGUACACUUUCACAUUCAUGAAAAUGUUGAUUCAAAAUAACAUGCAGUAUGUAAAAAUGGUAAAAUUAUAAUGUAACCAUGGAUAUAAUAUUCAUUUUUAAGCAACCAAGUACAUUGCUUUACAAAAAAAUGGAGUGUUUUGCAAAAUCAACAUUUUUUUCACAUUUUCAGAGGAGAGGGAGGGGGUCCUGAAAAAGCGUACUGUUUGAACACUUGAAAUGCUGAUAAUUGUGAAUGACCCCUAAUUAAUCAGGAUGUUACUUAUAAAUAAUUAUUAGACUGAUUGCUCAUCCAUAUUCUUAAAGCGUAAAAGUGAGCAUGCUUAAUUAGCAUAUUGCUCACAGAUAAUCAUUGGACUAGAAUGAGCAUAGGUAAUUAAUUAGUAUAUUGCUGAUAAACAACCAUUGGACUGAAUAGUGGAUGAAAUAUUAACAUAUUGUUCAUCCAUAUUCAUUAAGUACUAAAAUGACAUAGGUAAUUAGCAUAUUGCUAAUAAACAACCAUUGGACUGAAUACUGGAUGAAAUAUUAGCAUAUUGCUCAUCCAUUAUUAUGACAGUCAAUAUAUUAGGUGUGUCUAAAUGUAUAAUCAACAUUUAAUGUCUAGUGCAUACAUGUUGAUACAUUUUAUGUGUUAGACAAUAUUAGCCUAGAGCUGGUAGAUUUUGUGGUCCAAGUAAACAAGUGGUUUUAUUGACACCCUCCUUUUUAAGUGGUAUAGUCCUUUGGUAGAGGGAUAAAUUAUUUUUAUUUUCUGUAUUAGAGAGAAAUUUUGUUUUUUUUUGUUCAGUUGCAAUAAUGUCAUACUUUACUAGGAAUAUGAUUGUGAAAUUAUAUAAUGCCUUGAAGACAAAAGUGAAAAGUAAAGCCUUGAAGUGUUGAAAACAUUUAUGCACAACAUUAUGCAUUUAAUUGAUAUGCAUUUUCUGAUCAUGAAUAAGCAUUUUUGAAUAAUGAAUAUGCAUUAAACUCCACAAAUACCGUCCAAUUUCAGAAUAACAUUUGUAGUGGCUAAUCUGUUUACAUAUUGUAUCAAAGAUAUUAGAAUCUAUUUUUAACUGUACCAUUGCCUUAAUAGCCGAGCAAAUGUAAUUAGGAAGGACGAAUAAUUGUACUGAACUCGGCAAAGUAGAGCAUUUUACUUUGCGAGUAAAUUAAAUUCAUGUUUGUAGGGUGAUUGAUUGGUAGUUAAUGUGGGCGUUUGAAAAUGUCAAACACAUGCUAUGUUUCAUAUAAUUUGUCAUCCUAAUUGAUGUUUGAAUUUACAAAAACAUUCUUUUAGAAAAACAAAAAAGUGACCAUUUAGGGAAAUAUAGUGUUUCUUUUAUCAGUUGAUAAUUUUAUAAUGCUUUCCACAUUUCUUUUGAGUAAUGUUAAUAUGUAAAUUAUAUGUAAAUAAGGCUGUAAAUGAUGUUUGCCAAGAACAUAGGUUGACAUUCAUUAUUAACAUUGAAUUUUUUAAGUCCUAAAGUUAUUUGUAUAUAUUAUGGAAAGUUGGCAUGAGAGGAAGAUAAGAUAAGCGCACUAAAUAUGAUGGGCAAUAUGAAACGGAAUGAAUAGUAUGCAAACAUGUUUAAGACGUAUAUCAACUUAUUAAGUGAUAUUCCCCUCAAAAUGAGUCAUGUUGCAACUUGUGAUAAUAGCCAUAAUAGAUUGGGUCCAAAGUUUUUUUGUGUAGUUAUUUACUUUAUUUAUUUACUUUUUUUUUUAACUUAAAUACACUAAUUUCUAUGUUAAUUUUUAUGUCCUUUCUAAAUGGGCAAGUUAAUUUCAAAAAUUAUUUCUUUUUUGAUUUUUUUCAUGGGACAUUACAUCUCUGAAACUUUUUUAAAGCUGUAUCUUCAUUACAUUUGUUGUUAAGUGCAAAACCGUUUAAAUUGCAACGAAAUAUUUAUAAUACUGAAUGUUUUUGGCAACAUCACAUUUUGGAUAAAAGUCAUUUUGUGCUGGUUGUCACACAAUUCAUAUUAUUCAUCAGAUGUGAAUGAUGUCAUAUUAAAUUGUUUUCCUUUGUAAAAAAUUAUGAUAUUUAAAUGGAGACAUCCAUGGGACAAAGUUUUAUGUUUAAAUUAAAAUACAGUAAUGUACUUUAAUAAGUUUGACAUGAAAACAAAUUUGUCAGUAACAGAAAGUGAUUUUAAGAACAGAAUUUUUUAUUUUUAUGAAACGUACAGUAUUUACAUAUCAAAUGUGGAUAGACAAUGUUGUAGGAGUAAUAUUGAUAUUUAAUACUGUAUUUAAAUUAUCAUUUACCAUGCUUUUCAAAGCUGUGUACAUUGGUAUAGUAAAUGAUCAAGAAGAAUGUUCUUAUAAUUAAUUUAAAUAUAAUUAUAAGCAAUAACAAUUUUUUUUUUUAAAUAUCUUACCAUUAUGUUCAGUACAGUAAUAUUCAGCAAAUAAUAUUUAAAUAUAAUUGAGCCCAAGAAUUGUUUUAGGUAAAGUAGGAUUGGGAUAACUAGUGGUGGUGGCGGCAGUGGGAGCUUAUCUUUGAUCCCUUGUGUUUAAAUGUCACUUGAGGUUUACUAAGACUAAUUAUUGGCUGAUAGAGCCAGUUAUUGCGAUUGCAGAUCCAAAUAUUGUGGUCUAAAGCACAAUGAAUUUUUGACAUCCUAAAACCAUGAAACUCACCCCCGGAAGCUUUGCUCUGGGGCAUUUGUCAGAAGAUUACUGCAGUCACCACUGGAAAAACCUAAUCGAAAUCAGACAAUCAUUACUAUAUUUGUAAACUCCAAACAUCUUUUUUUGUUUGAAAUAUAUACAGUGUUUGAAAUAUAUACAGUGUUGCAAUGACGAUAUUUUUUGUUUUAUGUUGUUGCAUUUGUCUGACACCGACUGUGAUAUUGGUGUGCUUUUUGAUAUAACUAUAUAAACAUAUUUGAGGAGGAUGUUUUGUUGCUUUGUCUGGAAAUGUAAACAAAUAAAAUAUUAAGAAAAUAUUAAAUUGUGUUAAUUUUAAUUUAACAUAUUUUCACUGA